Messenger RNA from Nanorana parkeri, 1000 nucleotides. Its product is annotated as ketosamine-3-kinase-like. Bases 30 to 998 code for a protein of 322 amino acids. The transcript is spliced from 6 exons. The record is from RefSeq and is a predicted model, not a curated record. Lineage: Eukaryota; Metazoa; Chordata; Amphibia; Anura; Dicroglossidae.
GCCAGACUGACCAGCCGCCAUCUCCAGAAAUGUUUAUACUGACUGGAGGAACUGAGAGGUUCGGAGAAGUAGAGGAUCAGCUGAAGAAAGUUCUAAGAACCACAGAGGUCAGGCCCCGGGGUCACGUCCGAGGAGGGUGUGUAAGCCAAACCCAGAUAUUCGAUACGGAAAAAGGGAGAGUGUUCGUGAAGAUAAAUCGUGGGACGCAGGCCAGGACUAUGUUUAAUGGGGAAGUUGCCAGCUUGGAAGAGAUCCGGAAAACAUGCACCGUGCGAGUGCCGGAACCCAUUGCAGUAGCCGAUCUCCCAGCAGGCGGGGCCCUCCUCAUUAUGAAACACAUUGAGAUGCGACAGAUAAGCCAAUUUGCUGAUAAACUGGGGGAGCAGCUGGCUGACAUGCACCUUCACAACCAGAUAUUGUUGAAGACGGCACAGAAACGGAGAGGGACAAUUGGGAAAUGUUCUGCAGACCUUCAGCCAGUGGAGCUGUUCGGCUUUCAUACCACCACCUGUUGUGGAUACAUUCCCCAGGUCAAUGAUUGGCAGGAGGACUGGGGAACUUUUUUCACCUCUCAGCGUCUGCAACCUCAGGUCAGAUUAAUCGAGAAGAACUAUGGUGACCGGACGGUCCUGGGACUUUGGUCAGAGCUGCAGGUGAAAGUUCAGAAUGCUUUUAAAGACACUGUAAUUGUCCCGUCCCUUCUACAUGGAGAUUUAUGGGAAGGCAACACUGCAGAAGAUGAGAACGGACCAAUUCUCUUUGACCCAGGCUCUUUUUACGGCCAUUCGGAGUGCGACUUGUCUAUCGGGGAGAUAUUUGGGGCUCAGUGCACUCAGUUUUACUCGGCCUAUCACAGGAAAGUUCCCCAGGCUUCUGGAUACGAGGUCCGGCUGAGGCUGUACCAACUCUUCCACUCUUUGAAUAACUGGAACCACUUUGGAUUAGCGUUCAGAGGAACCACUGAGAACCUGAUGAGAUGCCUUCUCCAGGUUUUGUAAAU